Messenger RNA from Medioppia subpectinata, 1539 nucleotides. The record is from the annotation of a GenBank genome assembly. Lineage: Eukaryota; Metazoa; Arthropoda; Arachnida; Sarcoptiformes; Oppiidae.
AUGACAUUAAACUCACAAUUAUUGGCAGUAGAAAUGGAUGAGAAGAUUCUACGAUCGCCUAUUCCUACCAUUCCUUACCCACAAAUAUCUGUCGCUGAAUACAUUUUUGGUCGUCUCAAGCAAUAUGAUAGCCGGAAAACUGUCCUUAUUGAUUGUCCUUCGGGUCGGAAACACAACUCACAACAAGUUUACGACCACUCGUAUAACAUUGCGGCCGCUUUUGUCUCAUUGGGUCUCCAGAAAGGAGAUGUGGUUUUAUUCAUAUCUCCAAACAGUGAUUAUUAUGCCAUCGCUUUGUUGGGAGUGAUGGCCGCCGGCGGUAAAGGAGAUGUGGUUUUAUUCAUAUCUCCAAACAGUGAUUAUUAUGCCAUCGCUUUGUUGGGAGUGAUGGCCGCCGGCGGUGUCUUUAGCGCCUGCAGAGAGAUCUUCAAUGCUGUUGAGGACACGACCGCCAAGUAUUUGGUUUGUACUAAAGAAAACUUGGAGGACAUCAAGAAGAUUGCCAACAGUUUACCACAGAUUAGAAAAAUCAUAUUAAUAGCAAACGACUGGAAUUUGAAAAACGACUCGAAAAUCGUACCAUAUUUUCAAUUAUACGAUUAUAACGCUUCCGAGUGUGACAUCGAUUUACCCAAACGAGUCAAUUGCGAGACAGAUAUGGCGGCACUUCUUCUGUCGUCGGGCUCUACCGCCAUAGCAUCGGGAGCUGUCGGCGCCAUAAUGCCCGGCUUUGAUGGCAUUAAAUUCAUUAAUUAUGUCGAGAAAUAUAAGAUUUCGAGUGUAUUUUUAGUGCCUUCUUAUGCCAUAUUCUUAGCCAAUGUUGACGUUUCCAACAGAGAUGUGUCAAGUCUUGAGGAUAUUAUGUGCGCCGGAUCUCCACUUCCCGAUGGAGUGGCCGAUAGAGUUACACACAAUUUAAAACUCAAAUACUUUCGUCAAGGGUAUGGCAUGACUGAAAUCGGAUUCUGCACUCAAGUAUAUCGUAGUAAGACUGUAGAGCACAAGAGGUCUGUCGGCUGGUGUAUACCCGACUCUCAGGUCAAGAUUGUCGACCCGAAGACCGGGCAAGUGUUGGGCGCCAAUCAAAUCGGCGAGAUAUGGAUCAAGAGUUUUCAGGUGACGCCCGGGUAUCUGAAUUUGCCCGACAAGAACGCCGAGUCCUUUGAUAGCACGGGAUUCAUACGGUCGGGCGACGCGGGCUUUUAUGACUCCGACCGCUUGCUAUAUAUUAUGGACAGAUAUAAGCAAAUUAUAUUAGUCGAGGGCGCGAUUGUGUUGCCCUCAGAGCUCGAGUUUCUGCUCCUCAAUCACGAGGAUGUGUCCGAAGCGGCGGUCGUCGGCAUUCCUCACGAGUAUUACGGAGAGAUUCCGAAAGCAUUCGUUGUCCUCAAAGCCAACCGCAAUGUAAGCGAAGAAACACUCAUUCAAUACAUCGAUGGACUCGUCAACACUGUUAAGAGACUGAGAGGAGGACUCGUUAUACUGAAAGAGUUGCCUAAAACUCCUUUGGGAAAAAUCAAUAAGACUUUACUUAAAUGA